This is a messenger RNA of Rotaria sp. Silwood1, 1458 nucleotides long. NCBI's taxonomy places the organism in Eukaryota, Metazoa, Rotifera, Eurotatoria, Philodinida, Philodinidae. The record is from the annotation of a GenBank genome assembly.
AUGACUACCGUUUCCUAUUCAUCACAUACUUCAGCAUCGACUAUGAAAGAUAUUCAACAUUUAUUUAAAAAACAAGCUAAAAGUAUUUUUCCUCCUUUUCAAUCGUAUCCAACAGGUUUACAAUAUUUUAAUAUGCGUGUUACUCAACGUCUUCAUCGUUAUCGUUCAAUGAAAAGAAAAUGGCAAGAAGUAUCAACAUCAGUUCAAAAUAUUUCUGCUUUAUCAACAACAUGUGAUUCUCCAAUAUCUUUACCAGACAUAAUAGCAAUUACACAAGAUAUAGUAAAAAGUUCAACUAUUCCAACACAAAAAUUAGUUAGUGAAUUAAAACCUUAUUGUAUUAAUGAUUAUAUUAAUGAAAUAACAAUAGCAAAAGAUAAUAAUAACAAAAAUUCAAUUGAUCUUGAUCCAUUAAAUUCAAGAAUUCAACAAGAUUUAAUUAAAUUAAGAAAAUUAAUUAAAGUAAAACAAGGAAGAUUUAUUGAUAAGGGUUCUCUCAAAAUGCGUACAACUAGUCGAUCAUUAAGAGAAUCGGUAUUAAUACGUACGGCAUUUGAAGAUCAAGAAAAUACCAACAUAACGAACAUAAGAAGACCAUUUUCAUUAAAUAAACUUAAGCCACUUGAUCACGUGAAAAUCUUUGGUUCUCAACUGCAACAUUCAACACUUCCAAAAGGUGAUUCAACUGAUAGUGGAAUUGGUAGUACAAGUAAUUCAUCCAGUACCUGUUCACAAUAUUCGAAACAACAACAGCAACAAAAAAAAUUUAAGCCAAAAAAUAAUGAUAAAAUAUUUAAUAUUCAUCGUAGUCGAUUAAAUCCUCCACCUCUUCCUCUUCUUCCUUCGAAUUCGCUUACUUAUCGUGCAUCGCAGUUAUCAAUGAAAACAUCAAGAACAACAUUUAAAACAACAUCAAAUAUGCUCUCAAAACAAUCUUUAUCUUCUCAUCUACAGAUACCCAUAACAGAAGUAUCAACUGUAGUUACAAAAAGCCAAUCUGAUUCUAUUGAAGAAGAAUGUCCUUCACCAGUUAAUCAGCAUUUAUCUGAUAGUGAAGAAAUAGCAGCACGUUCUUAUACGUAUGCAGCACCAACUUCAUCAAUAACUCCACAUUCAACAAUGCUUAAACGAAAGGCAUCACUUUUACCAAUUCUUUUACAAUCAAGUUCUUGUAUAGGAAUGCAAACACGACAAGUUCGACCAAAAAAAAAUGAAUAUGAUUUAGAAGAAGAGCCAGAGGAGAAUGAUGAAGAGGAGGAGGAGGAGGAGGAAGAAGACGAUAGUUAUUAUUAUUUACUUGAUUACAAACAUUUAUUGAAUUGUUUACCAAAACCAGUUGUAUCCAUUCGAUCACAUCAUGGACAAGAUGAUUAUAGAAUUUUAUUUGAACAAUUAGAACAUAUUCGAGAGACAAUGCCCGAUUCAAAUAUUUAUAAUGAAUAUACAAGAAUUACUUAA